UACAUACAGCAUUAUAAUGUGGAAAUUAAUGUUAAAUUAAAGUGAGUAGAUUUAUUAAGAAGACAUUUUAUAAUGGACAUGUUUAAUAAAUUGACUACUCUGUUCCAGCAGGCUCUGGAAACGAGGGAGCCAUCAGUCAAUCUGCUAGACUCAUUUGUUGAUCACUGGAAAGGAAUAACCAACUAUUACAUAGAAACUACAGAUGAAACACGGCCGGUGAAGCAGACAGACAUCCCCUGGAGGCUGAAGCAGAUGCUGGAUAUUCUGGUGUAUGAGGAGAGGCAGCAAGACGUUGAGGAGACUGGGCCCUGCAUGGAGUACCUUAUUCAACACAAACUGCUGGAGACGCUCUGCACACUGGGAAAAGCACAGUAUCCUCCUGGAAUGAGCCAGCAGGUCUUGCUGUUUUUCUCCAAGCUCCUAGCACAGAUACAGAAGCCCAUGCUUCAUAUGAUUAAUGUGUAUCGACCUGUGCAGAAACUGAUUCGUCUGUGUGGACUCCCCGACUCCCAAACAGAGAAAGAGGAGUCUCAGUUUCUCUUUUCCGUUUGUUCUCGAGUGAAGAAAGACCCAUACGUCCUGAACUACAUCCUAGAGAUUACCAAAGAAUGUCAAGUGCAGAAAUCCAGCUCUGCCUCGGAAGACAGUGUGGAAGAAGAAGCCAUUGGAGCAGCCAGUCUGGAGGGCUCAUCCUCUCUGUCUAGCCCCAUUGUGUCACAGAGCUCAUGUCAGCCAGGCACAGGCCUCAUCCAGCUCCUCGUCCAGCUUGGAAAAAGUCAGAAAAGUCGUGUAGCGCUGAGGGCGAUGGAGAGUAUGGUGUUGCUGAUGAACAUUCCUCAGGAGGACAUUUCUAAGCUGCUGGCAGAAGAAACGCCACUGUGUGACCUGCUGGCUCAGAGAGUGUGUGAACUCUACAUCUCUAUUCCCACCACACUCCACCCAGAGGAUCUGCACAGCUAUUGCACCAAACAGUGGAGGACUCACUUGUCAUCGGGCUGUGCAGAGGAGAGCCAGGCGUUUCCCGCUCAGGAGCAUGUAGACAGGUUCUUCUGCUGGCUCGACUUCUGUGACCAGCUCGUUAACGAAGCACCAAAGGUACUCGCUGUUAAACUCGCCAAAGCUCUUCAUCAGCAGUGGCUUACCGGAGUCGUCCAGCCUCAGCUGCUACAGAUGUCAGAGGUUGGAGUUCUGGUUCACACCGCUCUGCUGUCCUGCUGUGUGCGUCACAUAAACUCUGCACUCCUGAUGCACGAGCUGGUGCACUUCAUGCUGGGCAGCGACACCCACCAUGAGCAGAGGACAAUCAUACCUUCGCACACACAUGUUCUGCGCUACCAUCUCAUCGAGCGCUGCGACCACAUCUCAGAUGAGAUCAGCAUAACGGCUCUGCGGCUAUUUGAGGAGCUCCUGAGGAAGCCAGACAGACACAUCCUAACCAAUCUGGUGCUACGGAACCUGGAGAGCCGCUCCUAUAGGUUACCAGGUUCAGGGUGUGGGGAUGAGAGACCAGCAGCAGAUCCUGAGUUCCUGGAGGAGUCCCAGGAGCUGGAGGAGGACCCCUUCUUCCCAGACUGUGAGUUCAGUGGCACUGAGUCUUUGCUGUCUCUGUCCAGAGAGGAGAGGAAGUCCAGUACACACAUGCAGAUUGGUGAAACUGUUAACAGCUUUCUUUGCUUGGUACCUCAAGAGGCAAAAACAUCUCAGCACGUGCAGGGAGCAGGAUAUGACACAUAUGUCCAUGAUGCACUGAAAUCGCUGAAAGAGUGUUCAGCUGUGUCAGCAGACUGGGGCUGGCCGGACACCCCCAAAACCACUGAAGUCACUUCCCCUGGCACAGACUUCUAUGAAGGACACUUUCUCAAAGUGCUGUUUGACAGGACAGCACGAAUACUGGAACAGCCGUAUGAGCUGAACCUGCAGGUGACGUCUGUACUAUCACAGCUGGCGGUCUUUCCUCACCCUCAUCUUCAUGAGUACCUGCUGGACCCGUACAUCAACCUGAGUCCUGGUGCUCGCUCGCUUUUCUCGACGCUUGUCCGGGUGAUUGGAGAGCUGAUGCAGAGGAUCCAGCACAUCCCAAACUUCACUCAGAGACUUAUCAACGUCAGAAAACAGCUGAUGGGCCUUGAGGAGGAGACUGUGAUGGAUCAUGCAACACUUUUAAAGGGAGUAAUAGUGUUGGAGGAGUUCUGUAAGGAGCUGGCAGCUAUUGCUUUCGUCAAACUCCCUCUGGGUGAUCAGGAGCCACUCGCGGGCCUUAUACAGGACAGGACUGAAUCUCCGGGUCUGUAGAGCUUCAACUCGCAUCUGUUUGCACAAAGAUGGGACUGUCUGCAGGGUGCAAUACACUGGCAUGCGGCACUUUCGGCAAAUGUGUAAAAAUCAUCUGCAGCGUUUUAACAGCCUUCUUUACAAAGUACCGAGUUCUAUUGAAUCUACUGCUACAUCACAGCUGUUAAAACAUCCAGUGCCUUAAACUUAAUUAGGCAUGAAACAACAAAUUCAUGCUGAUAAUGAAUGACAUUCAGUGUGUCGACUGUUCUAGAGCACCAAAGUGCUAUUCUGCUUUUUACGUGUUCGGCUUAUGAUCCUAACACACUUCAUGUCUGUGUGGACGUCCGACAGGCCUAUAGCACAGCUGAGAUUUGAACCCAGAUCUCAGUGAUGGUUGGCUAGCAUGAUAGACCGCUGCACCACCCGAGUGCCUCUUACACAAUCUUUAGAAGACUUGAUUGGCUGUGUCUCGUCCUGGGUGUGUGACUGCAUUAUGCCUAGUGAUUCUGGGGGAACUGGACCCACUACAACUCUAACCAGAAGGAAGUGGUGGUAGAAGAUAAAAUGAAAUGAAUAAUUUUUAAAGGUAGACUGGAUUCAUUAAUAUUUUAAAUUCAUUUUUAAAAUGAACAUUUGUGAGAGAUGAACCGAUGCUAUGUUUCAGUUAUGUUAUUAUUAAGAUUGUGGUUUUAAAAGAAGUAUGCUAAAUGGUAUUGUUUAUUCAUCAUCAUCUUUUCAGUGUGAUAGAGUAUGUAUACAUACUGAUUACAUAUAUUUAUAUAUAUUUCAUAACAUUAAAUGUCUGGUAGUCUUGACUCCUCCUGACCUUUCUCCUUUCAGGAGGUGAGAGUGAAGGUGUGGUGUCUUUAA
This is a messenger RNA of Trichomycterus rosablanca, 3144 nucleotides long. It is a transcript of the gene fhip2b, whose product is annotated as FHF complex subunit HOOK interacting protein 2B. The transcript has 17 exons. Bases 73 to 2292 code for a protein of 739 amino acids. The record is from RefSeq and is a predicted model, not a curated record. NCBI's taxonomy places the organism in Eukaryota, Metazoa, Chordata, Actinopteri, Siluriformes, Trichomycteridae.